AUUCAAAGCCCGCGCUCCGGUCCCCCGAACUGGCCAUUCCGCUCCACUCUCUCCUCAAAAUCCAUCUCCUCGGCUGGUCGCCAAUCCCCUCGCUGUUCCAAAGCCUUACUACUCGCCUCGGCCAGUCGCCUCCGCCACCAAAACCCUAACCCUAGCCCCGGAGCUCAGGCGACGCUCGCGCCUCCAAAUGGACGGGGGAGGCACGCAUCGCACGCCGGAGGACGUGUUCAGGGAUUUCCGCGCGCGGCGGGCCGGCAUGAUUAAGGCGCUCACCACCGAUGUGGAGAAGUUCUACCAGCAGUGCGACCCAGAGAAAGAGAAUCUAUGUCUGUAUGGUCUUCCCAAUGAAACAUGGGAAGUGAACUUGCCUGCAGAGGAGGUUCCCCCAGAACUUCCAGAGCCGGCACUGGGAAUUAAUUUUGCUCGGGAUGGGAUGGAUGAGAAAGAUUGGUUGUCACUUGUUGCGGUGCACAGUGAUGCCUGGUUGCUAGCAGUAGCCUUCUACUUUGGAGCAAGAUUCGGGUUUGACAAAGAAUCCAGGAAGCGGCUUUUUAGCAUGAUAAACAACCUCCCCACCAUAUAUGAGGUUGUCACCGGAACUGCGAAGAAGCAGGUCAAAGAAAAACACCCCAAAAGCAGCAGCAAGAUAAAUAAAUCUGGCACUAAGCCAUCUCGCCAGCCAGAACCCAACUCAAGGGGUCCAAAGAUGCCACCACCUCCGAAGGAUGAGGACGACAGUGGAGGCGAGGAAGAAGAGGGAGAAGAACAUGAAAAGGCAUUAUGUGGUGCGUGUAACGAUAACUAUGGACAGGAUGAAUUCUGGAUCUGCUGUGAUGCUUGUGAGACAUGGUUCCACGGUAAGUGUGUGAAGAUCACUCCUGCCAAAGCUGAGCACAUCAAGCACUACAAAUGCCCAAAUUGCAGCAGCAGUAGCAAGAGGGCCAGAGCAUGAUAUCGGAUUCCUCCAUGGCUCAUGUCUGAAGAUCCAAGGAUUUGACUCACUGUAAAGACGCAUGUGGGACGGAAUGCCCAAUGGAUGUGCAUUCAGUUGUUGCUUUGAGAUUAGUACCAGCUUUAGGGGUCUUGCUGUGUUGUUAUUUGGUGUAUGUCGGUGAUGUUCUAGAUUUACUUGUAGUCGUAGCAACUAAUUGUAACAGCUUGUAUGUCUUGGAGCCUUGUCAGUGCGCCUGUUCUGGACUCUCAGUGUCCUAGGUCCCGUGAUGUAUCAUGUCAUCAUGUACCCUUGUUGUAAUUUGUUGAAGAAUCGCCUGUUAUCUUAGCUUUUACAGCCUAGUUAUUUGGACA
Molecule: messenger RNA, 1305 nt
Organism: Triticum urartu
Lineage: Eukaryota; Viridiplantae; Streptophyta; Magnoliopsida; Poales; Poaceae
Product: PHD finger protein ALFIN-LIKE 8
Biological process (GO): regulation of DNA-templated transcription
Cellular component (GO): nucleus
Molecular function (GO): histone binding; transcription coregulator activity; transcription cis-regulatory region binding
Source: RefSeq, a predicted model, not a curated record